This is a messenger RNA of Drosophila guanche, 1226 nucleotides long. Its product is annotated as translation initiation factor IF-2. The record is from RefSeq and is a predicted model, not a curated record. The transcript has a single exon. Bases 70 to 1020 code for a protein of 316 amino acids. Lineage: Eukaryota; Metazoa; Arthropoda; Insecta; Diptera; Drosophilidae.
CACAGUUAGAAUCCGCCUGUCGUAGUGCUUGGGCGAUCAUCGGCGAUCGUUCCAUUAUUCAACUCAAUCAUGACGCGAUCUUCGGUUUCGGUUUCGGUUUCUAUUCUAUUUGCCAUCAUCUGCCUCGAAUGGAUCGGGAUGCGCACGUGCGACGCUCAGUUCGCGUUCACCUCCGCGGGCAGUGCCGUGGCCUCUGCCGGAGGACUCACCGUGGUGGCGCAGCUGCCCGGUUUUGGAGCACUCAACGGCGUCGUAACUGGCUUCAACCACAACAACAACAACAACAACUUUUACUCUCAACAACGGCAGCAGCAGGGCGGCGGUGGCUGGCCAGGCAUGGGCAUGGGUGGACGCAGACCUCCUCCUGCGCCCAAUGCUGGUCGACAGCCAGCUCCACCCGGCUGGCCUCCAGGCUGGGAGUGGGGUGGCAACGGCAACUAUAAUCAGCCAGGAUUCAACAAUGGACGAGGACCACCGCAGAGACCAGGCUGGGGAGGUGGACCACCACAAAGGCCAGGCUGGGGUGGCGGACCAGUAGGGGGCAUGGGACCACCCAGACCCUACUGGGCAGGCGGCGGAAUGGGACCACCAAGACCCGGAUGGGGUGGCGGUGGAAUGAAUAAUGCAUGGGGAGAUGGAGAAGGACCACCACCAGGUUCUGGCUGGGAGAACAAUGGCAAUGGGAACGGCAACAAUCAACCGAGUCCCACGGAUCAAUACACAAAUUGGGAGAAUCCCAUCGGCGAAGGAUCUAGCACAACGACACCCAAGCCAGUCGCUGUGGGGCCCACAUUCCAGCCUCGACCACAGCCAGCGACCACCAAGAGCACUCUCAUCGUAGGCACCAAUCGUCCGCCACUGUUGCCGCCUCAGCCCUCGGCCAGGCCAUCGCCGAAGCCAUCGCUGCAUUCCAUCGAGGACUCCCAGCUGCGGGACAUCAUCUUCCCCAGCUCUGCGCGAUACAUCCACCGUCCGCCCAGGCAGGAGUUGCGCGCGGACAACAUCGAUGAGCGGAGAUGAGCUGCGAUUCGGGGCACAUUCUUCCAUAGAACAUUUUGCAAUUGUUGAAUAUUUAUAGGCAGGGGCUUCCCAGCGGGGCUCAAGAUCGUCUUUGUGGAUCGUUUCGGAUCGGUGAUCUGUAAACAGGUUCGGGAGCUACCGAGAACAAAGACUCUUGACGAAGAUUCACGAAUUAUAAUUUAAUAAAUAACACAAACAGAUGGAAA